AAGAAUGUUAUUUUAACCUUAAAGUUCUCAUUUCUAAAAAAUAUUUCAAAGCCAUGAAUCCAAAAUUUACAGAACUCACCACAUUCUUCUUCUGGUUCAUACUACUCUCCUCUCAAUCUCUCUUAACUGUGGGAGCUGAUAAUGGAGCAGAGCACCUUGCAGAAGAACACAACAAGAAACAGGAGCCAUCUCUUGCAGAAAUAGCCACCGACACAAUCUCUGUGAUAAGAUAUCCUCACCGAGUAUCCUGGCACAAGAUCAAGACCCUGUUGAACAAAGUGCAGCUCCGGCUCUCUCCUCCGGAUCUGGAUUUUAGAGGCUCAAGUGAUAAGGCGAAUGCAGUGCAAGAGAUGAAAGAAGCAGUGGAAAAGAGCUUCGGGUCGAGCAAAUCCACGGUCGAGGGCUCGGCUAGAUCCGCUGCCAAAGCAGUCCAGAAGACAGCUGAGAAGGUGAAGGAGAGCAUGCCUGAUGAAGAAGUGCCUAGAUCAGAGCUUUAACCAUCAAUUGUUCGACUCGUUCAAUUGUAUUUCAGUCGUUAGAUUCCGCAUUAAUAGAUAUGAAUUGUGUUCUCUUUCCUUUACUUAUUUAGGGUUGAUCUUUUACUAUUCUACAAAUUCAGAAAGAAAAGUUCUGAUCAACUUAAAUUCAA
Messenger RNA from Punica granatum (pomegranate), 649 nucleotides. Lineage: Eukaryota; Viridiplantae; Streptophyta; Magnoliopsida; Myrtales; Lythraceae. The record is from RefSeq and is a predicted model, not a curated record.